UAGUUUGGAGAGCCUAUGGUUGGGUUUACCAGGAUAAACCCUUCUAUUUUUUGUGAACCACUUUCCACACUUGAUUAAAGGCAAUGAAGUGCCAGGAAAGUUGGCAUCGUUUGAAUUUUCAAUGAGAAGGGGUGGAUUGAAAAGUGCAUUCAUCAACAUUGACAGAUGCCCUUUUGACAUUGGUUGAUUUCCUCAUUGUUUCUCUUGGUGGCGUCGCUCGUGUCACGCGUGUCAAUCACCUCUCUUUCAAUUGAGUGAGAUUUUGCGCCAAUUCCUCAAGAACGAGAGCGAUGACCAAUCACCACUCUACCUACUAUCACUACAGGAAACAACCUAUUUGAAGAACAUCGCCAAGAUUAUAAAAUGGACUCGAGCUCAUAACCUAAUCAGUUCGAUAUUGAUCUUUGGUCAGUGAACAUCUCCAUAUUUCAACCUCCCACACUCCCCGACACUAUGAAGAUCCAAUCUAUUGUCUCGUUGGUGGUCUUCUUCGACCUCAUAGGUCACCAAAUCCAAGGGACCUUAGCACAAACUGAUCUCGAAGUGGACGUUCUCAAGGAUUCUUCCAUCCCUCAAACCAUCGAGGCCGAAGCUCCCAUGGAGGAAGUGGUUGAGAAGCUUCCCAUGUGGUAUGACGAUUUAAUACCCGAAAUCACCGAGAUGGACAUUCUUCGCUUUUGCUUGUGCAUUCUGUUACUUCUUGUCAUUAUUGGAAUGAUCUACAAAAGGGCUUGCGAAUUGCGCAUAUACUAUCAACUAAUUGAAGAUUUUCAAAUCAAGCCAUCGGACUUCAACCGCAACAACCUCUUGGACAACGUCGAUGAAGACUACCGCCCCAUUCUGAGCAUGAUCAACGACGUCGAGUUCAAUGGCGAGGACUUCGAGAAUGUCGUCCAGAUGUAUCGGCAGGCCUGCCAAAACCGGAUGAGAAGGGGUAACGUCACCAAUCACCCCCGACAACCUGAACGAUCUCACGGAUGAUAUCACUUUCUAAUACUAAUCUGAUAAUGAUCAUGCAUGUUUGUAAACGCACUGUUUGUAAAUCUUUAAGCAAAUAAAUCCAGCGCUGUCGAACUAAA
Messenger RNA from Tigriopus californicus, 1079 nucleotides. RefSeq lists its product as uncharacterized. The record is from RefSeq and is a predicted model, not a curated record. The transcript has 2 exons. Bases 454 to 981 code for a protein of 175 amino acids. Lineage: Eukaryota; Metazoa; Arthropoda; Copepoda; Harpacticoida; Harpacticidae.